AUGGAUGAGCAGAAGCUUUGGAAAAACCUUGACAAUAUUCAAAAUGCAACAUUGGGAUUUGAAAAGGCUUUCGCAAUCAACCUUGCAAGCCGGACAGAUAAGCGCGACAACAUCGUUCUUGGCUCAUCGGUGACCGGCUUUGUGGUUGAUAUCGUCGAUGGAGUAGACCCGGAGGAGACGAAUCCCAAGUCGUAUCCAUAUAACUGGAACUAUGACCAUUCAAAGUCAGAAUAUGCGUGUCGGCGGGCGCAUGUGAAUGUGGCGGAAAGAAUUGUCGAAAAGCGACUGAGUAGCGCCCUCAUUCUCGAGGAUGACGUUGAUUGGGAUAUAUCAAUUAAAGCUCAGCUGCAGAAUCUCGCUCUUGCAACAAGGGCCCUUCAAGGCACCGCUCCAGGUUCCAUUUCGUCUCCAUACGGGCAUGACUGGGACCUUCUGUGGCUGGGACAUUGUGGCAUGUCAUGUAAAGUGAAAGAACCAUAUUACUUGACUCCGCACGAUCCGACCGUCGUCAUGCCUGACCAUCUGCCCGUGUACUUCUUUGGAGUACCAGAAUAUGAUAGAGCAGAUGACAGUCGGCUCACAUGUACCGUCUCCGAUUCUACCUGCAUGACCGCAUACGCGUUAAGCUAUAAGGGUGCCCAGAAGAUCCUCGCCGCCCUUUCAGUCAAUCCGUCCGGCAUUGCUGAUGAGGUCGAUACUGGGGAUCAGAUCGACCUUGUCCUUGGUCGCAUGUGCAAGGCUGGAACUCUCCGAUGCUUCGCACCAUUCCCCUCCUUGAUAGGUAGAUAUCAGUCUGCAGGAAUGUCCUCAAAAGGGACUGAUCAAUUAGGCAAAGAGGCAGAUUCUCACAUGGUCCCUGCCAGUAGCGUUGGGAUUGUUUAUAGCACAAUGCUUAAUAUUAAGCGUAUUCUGAAAGGUCUGCGUACCGUUCAUGCGACAUGGCCUGACGUGAAGACACAGGAUAUUCUUCCAGAGGAUAUUCACAUUGACCAAGGGGAAUUACACGCACCGGUCGCUCCCUCAGAGCCUAAUUCCACCCCUGAGAAGGUCAAAAAGCCGGAGCUGACAUCAAUCGAGGGGCUAGAACCGGUCGACGAGCCGGAAUUUGCAGUGGCACCUAUGCCUUAUGAAACGCCUGCUUCCAAUUCAUAA
Messenger RNA from Penicillium longicatenatum, 1152 nucleotides. RefSeq lists its product as uncharacterized. The transcript is spliced from 4 exons. NCBI's taxonomy places the organism in Eukaryota, Fungi, Ascomycota, Eurotiomycetes, Eurotiales, Aspergillaceae. The record is from RefSeq and is a predicted model, not a curated record. Bases 1 to 1152 code for a protein of 383 amino acids.